AUGUUAGGAACGGCUCGUGGUGUCUCACUGCGUCUAGGAAAAAUAAACCUAGCAGCCUUAGACUCUGGUUUACAGAGUCGAGACGGUUACUUGAAAGCUAGAAGAAGACGAGAAAAAAGUCGACGCAAAAUUACAACCAAGAAGUACAUCCAUAUCGAGACAUUAUGGGUAGCAUGCAGAGCGAUUGUUUUCGGUGGUAUUAUUAUUACUUUUGGCAUUUUGAUGACCAUUCUUGGUUAUUUUGAUGUUUAUUUAUCUCAGGAAAUUGUAUACAGUAGAGAUGAUGGCACUGAUAAAGUCUUCACCAAUUGGACCAAGCGGUAUUUGUUAAAAAGUUUGCAAUAUCUCGGACCAGUUUUAAUGGGUAUUGGUUCAUUUGUUCUUAUUGUCGCCUGUGUUAUUACUCUCGAAAGCAGGGAUAAAAACACGCAGAUACUUCAUAAUGUAGAAGAAGUUGGUCGGUGUAAAAAAAGAUCUUUGUUGCAAAAAGAUAUGGCACAAAAACGUUUACCAAUGACCAACGAAGAGAUACGUAAAUGGACACCUCUGUAUAAAGCUGUCCCGUUGUCGAGAUAUGAUUCCAGUCUAACAAUGAACAAACAACGGAAAUAUCGUUCCACCCCUUGUAUACCUCAAAUGCUUCUCGAUGCUAUUGAUAAUAGGAAAUUAUGCGGACGAUAUUUUGAUAAUUAUUGCUGUGGUAUAUUUGACACCGAAAAUGAUUUGGUAUUGGAUAGGCAGGAUCAUGGUCGUGCUUGCACUUCCACAAGCAGCCACACUUCCCACUGGCAAAAUGUGACUGUUGAAUUACAUAGUCCGCCUUCGAUGCCGGUAUCGAAUACUGUAAAGUCACAACCGAGAAGUAGCGAUAAUGAGCAUAAUAGCAGUAAUAUUGUUGUUACUAUUAAUCCCUCUGCAACUACUGCUAUCACUGAUAUUACUCACUCUGCUACCGAUAUUAGGCCGCUUACUCGAGACAGUUGUAUAAUUGUGGAAGGAUUCGAGAGGCAUGCACCACUUGCAUCAUUGGACAUUGAAUUUGGAAUCUCCAGUAGCUCCUCCUCAUCGAAUGUGAAAGUUCCGAAUAUCGACAGCUUUUUUACCACAUGA
Messenger RNA from Acanthocheilonema viteae, 1110 nucleotides. NCBI's taxonomy places the organism in Eukaryota, Metazoa, Nematoda, Chromadorea, Rhabditida, Onchocercidae. The record is from the annotation of a GenBank genome assembly.